UCGCUCUCUAAACUUUCCCUUAAAUACUUGGCCUGAUCAUCGCAGAUGACGCCACCCACACAAACUCACAGGAGUGUGGGGAAUUUUCCCACAGCCAUACGAGCACAGGCUUUGGAAAAGGACACUCCAUACAGCAUUAAUAGACAGCAUUCAUUCAAUAAUUAUCAUAGUAUCUAAUGCAGGCUACCGACCCACAGGCCGACGAGCGAAGUAAAAGCUUUGUGCAACAUCUGGAGGAGAAGAGCUUGCGUGAGUUGCGUUAACUAUUGCUUACAGCUGCGAUCCCUCGAUCUGGGACUCUGAGUGAAUAUGCGCGCUGGCCGCUUCGUCUCGCUGUCGCUGUUGCUGCUGGUGUUGGUGUGGAGCGCGGAGGGACUGAAUGGGAUGAAGGUGAGGAGGAGAGCGUGGAGGACACGUCCGUGCGCUGGCCUGCCCGAGGAGCUUCUGGAGCAGAUGUUUGGGCGCAUGUCGGUGGGGGUCCUGAGCGCUUUCAGUCACACACUGCAGCUCGUCCCGGGUACUCAGAACCUGAGCUGCCCUUCAACGGCACGCCGGAGUCCUAACGGAGUCUCGCGCACUCCCGUCAAUCUCCUCAGCCUUUCUCCGUGGGCGUACAGGAUCAACCAUGACCCAGCGAGGUAUCCCCGGUCUCUCCCAGAGGCCUACUGUCUGUGUAGGGGUUGCCUGACUGGUCCGAACGGUGAAGAGAGUGAGCAGUUCCGCAGUGUGCCAGUCUACAUCCCCACAGCAGUUCUGAAGCGAACAGGCUCCUGUUUGGGGGGGCGACACUCCUACAUCGAGAGCUACGUGUCUGUGCCAGUGGGCUGCACCUGUGUGCCAGCACUGCAAGACACACACAGCCUCAGCAGUAAACAGAGCAAGGCCAAGAAACGGACAAACUGAAAUGACUAAACCAAUAAAGCCUGUGGUGCUUCUAGGCCAAACAUUUAAAGUAAUAUUUUGCAACUCCUAUCCUGGAAGCCCCUACAGUGUUUUCCCAACUCCAGACGCACAGGAUUCAGUCCAAGAACUAGAUCAUUAAGUGAAUGAUGUGGCUUUAAACUGUGCAGAGCAUGUGGUCUCCUGUGGGAUACCUUUGUUCAGUUGUGAUCUAAUCUAUUUUGACAUUCCUAGUAUUGUGCUGCUAAAGAAUUUAUAUAGUGUUUUAUCCUUGCAGGAUAAAGGUAGGCUCUU
Molecule: messenger RNA, 1194 nt
Organism: Colossoma macropomum (tambaqui)
Lineage: Eukaryota; Metazoa; Chordata; Actinopteri; Characiformes; Serrasalmidae
Gene: il17d
Product: interleukin 17d
Exons: 2
Coding region: 310-903 (197 amino acids)
Biological process (GO): inflammatory response
Cellular component (GO): extracellular region
Molecular function (GO): cytokine activity
Source: RefSeq, a predicted model, not a curated record